AUGAAUCUAGCAGAGAAGUUAAUCAUUUCGAGGCCGCUAUACAUUUCUGAUAGUGACGACCCGAAAUGCGGUUACUGCAAGGGCCAGAAAGAUAACGAUAAUAAAUUUGCGACAGAAGGCUGGCGUGAUUUACAUAAAGAUGACUUGGAUACUAUAAAGUUCCAGAGUACUACAGUUGGAUUCCAUACCGAGUUAAUCACGGCAGAGAUGUACGAUAAGCUUUGCAAUCUAGGAUACAGAAGGUCUGGAAACUUUAUUUAUAAAACUGAUAUGCUACGGAACUGUUGUCGACUUUAUACCAUCCGGACAAACAAAACCUAUCUCAAGAUGUCUAAGGAAUUGAAGAUGUGCUUAAGAAAGUUUAAGAAGAAUAUCACAAGUGCGGAAUUUAAACCGAAAUCACACUACUCAGACUGGGUUGAAGAAUUAUGUGAUUACCAGAGCAAUUCAAGCACUUUCAAAACUGUUUUUGAACCUGCACUGUUUUCAGAAGAGAAAUUCCAACUCUACGUUAAGUACCAAGAGUCCAUUCACCACGAUGAGGGAAACACAAGGGAUCAAUUCGAAUCGUUCUUGUGCAACUCUCCAUUCUCAGAAGAAGAAAUAAUGGGCACUUCCGAAGAAUGGGAACAGUUAAACAAUUGGUUCAACUUAAAAAGUGAUGAUGUCAUUUUGAGAAACGGACCUGUCCAUGAGUGCUAUUAUCACAAUGGAAAGCUAAUAGCGGUAGCCGUCCUCGACUUCUUCCCCAGUGGUAUAUCAUCUGUUUAUUUCAUCUGGGAUCCAGAUUAUAGUAAAUGGUCUCUUGGAAAAGUAAGCGCCUUACGUGAGAUAGCCAUUUUGUCCAAAAUCAACAGACCAUAUUAUUAUUUGGGGUACUACAUCGAAGACUGCCCGAAGAUGAACUACAAAGCCAAGUACGGGGGUGAGAUUCUCGAUGUGUGUAACAACAAGUACAUCCCCCUAUCAAAAGUAAGCCCAAUGCUAAAAAACGGCGAACUCUUUGUAGGUACAAACCAGCCUACUGGUGCAUUACGUCAAGAAAUUGAUACUUUAUCCACCGAAAAGGUAAACUUUGAAGAAAAUUUCCACAAUGCAGCAGACGAAAUAUAUGGUCCUAACGGUGUUGCUUUUGAAACAUCUAAUCAAUCGGCACAACUACUCAAGAGAUAUGGCUUGAAUUAUGAUGUCACAAAAACUAGAGAUAUAUAUAUCCAUAAUGACAACAAUGAUAAAACCGAUCCCCAUUCACGCUCUAGAAUACAUCGGUUCCCAAAUUUUGUCCCUGGGUUGGUGCCACUCACGGAAAUUCUCGAAUACUUUGAAAAAGGUACUAUAAGGGAAGUCAAUCGCAACACGAUGAUCUUCGAUACACGUUUUCAUUCAAUUAGAGUUCUAAAAGAUCUAGAGUUGGAAAAUUCAGAUACUAAAACUGCUAUCUGUGAUGUCAUAAGGCUUAUAGGACUCAACAAUACUAAGAAUGCAAUAGUGAUUAUAUAG
Kluyveromyces marxianus DMKU3-1042 is the source of this 1500-nucleotide messenger RNA. It is a transcript of the gene ATE1, whose product is annotated as arginyltransferase. The transcript has a single exon. Gene Ontology annotation, molecular function: arginyl-tRNA--protein transferase activity. NCBI's taxonomy places the organism in Eukaryota, Fungi, Ascomycota, Saccharomycetes, Saccharomycetales, Saccharomycetaceae. The coding region runs from base 1 to 1500 and encodes 499 amino acids. Gene Ontology annotation, cellular component: cytoplasm. The record is from RefSeq and is a predicted model, not a curated record. Gene Ontology annotation, biological process: protein arginylation.